AGCCCUUCCCCGCGCGCUCAUACUGGGGAGCUCGCUUGGUGCAGGGACGGUGAGCUCCGGCGAGCUCCUCCUCCGGCUCUAGCUCCCCCCUCCCUGCACUGGGAGCUUUGCAGCGGACUUUCCAGAGUCCACCCCCCGCAAUACGGCCUGUCCGCGUCUGCUCCGACAUGAGGCUGUGGGUCCUGCUGAGCCUCCUGCUGCUGCACGAAACGCUGCAAAAUGUUACCGGACAACCUGCAAAGAGUAAGCGUCCAAAGGAACCAGGAGAAAACAAAAUUAAACCUGCCAACAAAAAAAUGAAGCCCAAACUCCCUAAAUUAAAGGAGAGAGAAUCCAGUGACUCAUCCACAAAAUCCCAAUCCAUAAUGAUCCAAGUGAUGGAUAAAGGCCGCUUCCAGAAACCUGCUGCCACUUUGAGUCUGCCUGCAGGGCAGAACAUAGAACUACGAUGUAAAGGGAAUAAAAUUGGGUGGAGUUAUCCUUCAUACCUAGAUACCUUUAAAGACUCCAGGCUCAGCAUUAAGCAGCUUGACAGAUAUGGUCAGCUGAUCCUUGCAAAUUCUACUGCAGCAGACACUGGUGAAUAUAGCUGCUGGCUUCUUCUGUGUAAUGGCUCUAGCUGCAAGAAGGAUGAGUCUAAAACAGGCUCAACAUACAUCUUUUUCACAGAUAAAGGGGAGCUCUUUGUACCUACUUCCAGUUAUUUCGAGAUUGUCUACCUGAACCCAGAUAAACCAGCAGUAAUCCCUUGCAGAGUGACCAUCCCAUCAGCAAAAGUAACUCUGCACAGGGAGUUUCCAGCAGAAGAAAUCAAAACAGAUGGAACUAAUAUUAUCUAUGAUGUGAAGAAGGGUUUUAUUUAUCAACACCCCACCUCUGACCACAAAGGAGUGGUCUAUUGUAGAGCAGAAUCACGGGGAGCACCUCAGAUUUCUAUCAAGUAUCAGUUACUGUAUGUGGAAGUUCCUAGUGGUCCACCAUCAACAACAAUUGUGGCAUCAUCCAACAAAGCAGAAGGUGGUGACAAUGUUAAUGUUCUUUGUAUAGUCCUUGGGGAGCCAGACGUAGAAGUAGAAUUCAAUUGGAAGUACCCAGGGGAAGAGUAUGAAAGGCCUGUGAUUAUCCAAGAUUCUUGGAGGCUGAUCAACAGAGGAAUUGGGCAUACCACAAGAAUCUCCAAGAGUGUUAUUGCCAUUGAAGAUUUCGAAACCAUUGAUGCUGGCAACUAUAUUUGUACAGCUCAGAACCUACGAGGACAAACCACAGUAGCCACCCGUGUUGACCUGACCUGAUAUGUGGAGUCUGUGGACACAGAAUGAACAAACAGUAUGUUAUUGGACACAUUAACCCUUUAGUUUCUUUUUAUUAAUUCUGAGAUGGAGGUUUCUGUUAAUAUCUCUCUCCUCAUGUCCUUACAUUCCACUUCCAUUACAGAGCAGUGGUCCAGAGCAGAGAUCCUAAUGCUUACCAAUACUCAGGAGAAUUGGAUUGAAACCAUAUAUUAAACCUUUGUAGCCUGAUUAUGCAUGUGGCUCCCAAGUGCUCCUAAUACAGUGAUAACUCUUUGUCAGGGAGAGUCUAUAUACAAAUAACUUUUAUGUUAGGUAAAUAUAACUACCUGUAAAAAUGUUGCUUGUGCGUUAUUUUCAUGAAUGCUGAGAGGAGGAUAUAACUACUUUUUAAGUAGACCCACCAGCAUAGAUAUAUUUUCUUCUUUGUCGUGGUGGUGAUUUUAACAUUUUAACACAUUGUACAUGCAAAAAAUAUUAAAACUUAGUCAUGAUUCACUUGUUAUAGAAAAUUAGUCAACAGCGAUUACUCUUCUCUGGUUUAGUAGACGUGGAUUAAAUUUCUUUACUGAAUAGUGACAAAAUUGUAUAAGUGUGUGGUUUUACUGUUUACUCUCAUACCUGAGAGAUGGUUUGGAUUGAGUACAUACUAACUUUAAAUUGUGGUAGCACUGAACAUUUUUUAAAGGGAGGUACCUUAAAAAAAUUAUAAUUAAAAGGUAAAAUAUUUUGCA
This is a messenger RNA of Chrysemys picta bellii (western painted turtle), 2023 nucleotides long. RefSeq names its product platelet derived growth factor receptor like (gene PDGFRL). The record is from RefSeq and is a predicted model, not a curated record. Lineage: Eukaryota; Metazoa; Chordata; Testudines; Emydidae.